Messenger RNA from Penicillium verrucosum, 2427 nucleotides. Its product is annotated as putative telomere silencing protein Zds1. NCBI's taxonomy places the organism in Eukaryota, Fungi, Ascomycota, Eurotiomycetes, Eurotiales, Aspergillaceae. The coding region runs from base 1 to 2427 and encodes 808 amino acids. Gene Ontology annotation, biological process: positive regulation of G2/M transition of mitotic cell cycle; establishment of cell polarity. The transcript is spliced from 3 exons. Gene Ontology annotation, cellular component: cytoplasm; cell septum. The record is from RefSeq and is a predicted model, not a curated record.
AUGUACAACGAUGAUUACGAUCGUAAUGAUCCGAGACGCCUGAGUUAUAUAACUACGCCCCUGGGCGAGUCAAUAACAACCAUCCCGCACGCCGCCGAUAGAUCGGAGUCCUCUCUAUCUCCGUCCUCGCCACUACAUCAAUCCUCGUCAGAUGCGCAAACGAUACAAACAAAUGGAAACCAACGUCCGCCGCUUGUUACACAUCGGUCCUUUGAGGUGGAAAGUGAUCCGAGCAAUGCCGAUGGUGCUCGAUUGCCUUCGGACACUGCAACGUCCUCUUUUCCUCUGAACGAUAUCGACUACGAAUCGAACCCUGCAGCCGUUGCUCAGGAACUGACCAAUCUCGCUGCGAUUCGGCGCAUGUCGAUGGAUGUGGCCGCCGCCGGUGAUCCUGACCUCCCAGGCUUCGCACAACCCCCCUCGCCCUCGGCCGACGAAGAUGACGCCUCCCGGUUAUUCUGGGUUCCUGCGCGACUGCACCCCGAACUGGCUCCGAAAGAAUUCAAGUCGUUUCUCGAUACCAAGGCCGACCAUAUCAAGCGCAGGUCCGGCGACUAUUCGACUUCAGGUUCCGAACUCCAAGGGUCGGGAGGUGGGCUCAAUCGCAAACGCUCUAUGUUGUCGAGACAAAUCGACAAUUCGUCGGGUUAUACAGAUGGGGCGGAUCGCUUGGAACGUCAACGCUCUCAAUCGAGUAGACGGGAUGCCAUGUUAAGCCCCAACUUGCAACAGUUGGAAACCUUGGUGGAUGAUUCGAACCCGCUGAACAAAGAAUCACUCAUGCGCGGCAUGCAGAAGAUUGAUCUCGCAGAAAACGAGGACAUGCCGAUCCUACCACCUGCACCUCCGGGAAACAGCCUACGCCGGUCAACCCGGACACAAUAUAAGAAGGCUGGAAGGAGUGAUACAGGACCUGCGGUUGUUCUACCCCAAGAUCCCACAACCUCGGGACUCGCCGGUGUCUCCAUUGAACCUUCCCCCAAACCGACGCGAGCGGCUCGAGCCCCCUCUGCCUCAUCGCAUGGCUCGGCUUAUGCCCCAAGUUCACCCGCAAGCUCGACAUUCGAUUCAAUUGUCGAUCAGCCUGAGGUCGAGCAGGAAGUCUUGUCCACCUCUGGUGGGCGACCGGAUGUCGAUUCAGGAGAUACGACCAAUGAACGGAAAUGGCAUUCUCGUAUCAGCUCGAAUGGCCGAACGACCGCGAACAUAGCCCAAGGCGAGCAGAAGAUCCCUGCAAUAAUUGAAACACCUCCCGCCACUGAAUCGAGCCGCAUACCAAGUCCGCCUUCACCAAGUAGGCGGUCACCGGAUCGUGCCGCGGCAUCUAAACCGUCACCGAAACCCACGUCUUCGCACGAGCCGGCACCGAAACGUCCCAAGAAUCCUCGCCAACCUGCCCUCGAACCCGCACCUUCGCUCAAUGACUUUGCCAAUAACCCUCAGAUGAUACCUGGGAACAGUACCCGCACCGACAGUCUUUCAUUCAUUCCUACUAUUCCAGAAGAACGCAAACCUGAAGAACGGAAACCCGACAGCAAGAAAUCAAAAGACAAGAAGGACUCUGAUGGUAGCCGCAAGUCUAGUUGGCAUUGGUUGCUGGGCAGCGAAGAAAAAGACAAGAAGAAGGACAAGGACAACGACUCAAAAAAGACCAAAUCAAAGACCGUCGAUAAAACUCAUGACAAUACACGCCUAGACGUUUUGCAAUCAUCUAUCGAGAGCACUCCGCGGGUACGCGAAAGCCUCGUUUUGGACCGUCCUGAUCCGAAACUCGAGGAAGAACGACGCAAAGACGGCGUGAGGAGGGCAUCUGGAGACCCGAAGAAAGAAAAGGAUGGCAUUUUCUCUUCUAUUUUCGGUGGUGGACGGAAGAAGCACAGUAGUGAAGGCCACCACCGAAAGCAUUCGUCACGAAACCUUUCUCCUGAACCCCCAAUACGAAUACUUCGCGCCGAUGUCGAUUACCCGUGGUCACGCUUCUCGAUUUUGGAGGAGCGAGCUAUUUACCGGAUGGCGCAUAUCAAGCUUGCGAAUCCCCGGCGAGCACUGUACUCUCAAGUAUUGCUGAGUAACUUCAUGUACUCAUACCUAGCCAAGGUGCAACAGAUGCACCCGCAGUUGUCAGUUGCUUCGUCUGGAUCAUCCCAGAGAUCAUCGAAAUCACGGGAUCAGCCGGAUGAGUAUCAGCAAUAUCAGCGAUACCAGCAGUCCCAGGAGCAACAACACUACGGAGAAAGUGCCUAUGACGAAUCUUCCAUGUAUGACUAUGAUGACGAUUCGCAUGAUCGCUACGGUAGCCAUUCGAGGAGCGAAAAGCAGGGCUAUGAAAAUGGCCAGGCUUACGGCCCAGGCCACCAGCAGCACGGACACUCGUCCUUUGGCGACGACGUUCAACUCGAUGACGACGAUGACGAUGAUAUGUGGUGA